AUGGCUUCUCGGAAGCUGUUGUCCUCUCUCCUCCGAUCUUCCUCUUCCCUUCGACGAUCUUUCUCCAAAUCCCUCACCAGUCCUAAGUCCGCAAUCUCUCGCCCAUCUCCGACCGGCUACUUUCUCACCCGGGCAGUCAACUAUGCCACCUCGGCGGCAGCUCCGGCGUCCCCGCCGUCUCCUCCGGCGGGUAAGAGUGGCGAAGGUAGCGGAAAGAUAACGGAUGAGUUUACGGGUAAAGGAGCGAUCGGAAAAGUGUGCCAAGUGAUUGGAGCCGUCGUUGAUGUGAGGUUCGAUGAGGGUUUACCGCCGAUCUUGACGGCUUUGGAGGUUCUCGACAAUUCGAUCCGGUUGGUGCUCGAAGUAGCCCAGCAUUUGGGUGAAAAUAUGGUGAGGACGAUUGCCAUGGAUGGGACGGAAGGGCUUGUGAGAGGUCAAAGAGUGCUCAAUACUGGCUCUCCUAUCACUGUGCCCGUUGGUAGGGCCACUCUUGGUCGUAUCAUGAAUGUUAUUGGAGAGGCUAUUGACGAAAAGGGCGAUAUUAAAACUGAUCACUAUUUGCCCAUCCAUCGAGAAGCUCCGGCCUUCGUUGAGCAGGCAACUGAACAACAGAUCCUUGUUACUGGAAUCAAGGUUGUUGACCUCCUUGCACCUUACCAAAGAGGUGGAAAGAUUGGACUCUUUGGUGGUGCUGGUGUUGGGAAGACUGUGCUUAUUAUGGAACUUAUAAACAAUGUUGCCAAAGCUCAUGGUGGUUUCUCAGUAUUUGCUGGUGUGGGAGAACGAACUCGAGAGGGUAAUGACUUGUACAGAGAAAUGAUUGAGAGUGGUGUUAUUAAGCUUGGAGACAAGCAGAGUGACAGCAAGUGUGCUCUUGUCUAUGGUCAAAUGAAUGAGCCUCCUGGCGCUCGUGCUCGUGUUGGACUUACUGGGCUGACUGUGGCUGAGCAUUUCCGAGAUGCUGAAGGGCAAGAUGUGCUUCUCUUCAUCGAUAACAUUUUCCGCUUCACCCAAGCUAACUCAGAGGUAUCGGCAUUGCUUGGUCGUAUUCCAUCUGCUGUUGGUUACCAACCUACAUUGGCUACAGAUCUUGGAGGCCUACAAGAGCGAAUCACUACUACCAAGAAAGGUUCUAUUACAUCUGUCCAAGCUAUAUAUGUACCUGCUGAUGAUUUGACGGAUCCUGCACCUGCUACCACUUUUGCCCAUCUGGACGCGACAACUGUACUGUCCCGGCAGAUUUCUGAGCUUGGUAUCUAUCCUGCUGUUGACCCUUUAGAUUCUACAUCUCGCAUGCUAUCGCCACACAUUCUGGGAGAAGAACACUACAACACUGCUCGUGGUGUUCAAAAGGUUCUUCAGAACUAUAAGAAUCUUCAGGAUAUCAUUGCCAUUUUGGGGAUGGAUGAGCUCAGUGAAGAUGACAAGUUGACUGUUUCUCGUGCACGAAAGAUUCAAAGGUUCUUGAGCCAGCCAUUCCAUGUUGCUGAAGUUUUCACUGGAGCCCCAGGAAAGUAUGUAGAGCUGAAAGAGAGUAUUACCAGUUUCCAGGGAGUAUUGGAUGGAAAAUACGAUGACCUUCCUGAGCAGUCAUUUUACAUGGUUGGUGGCAUUGAAGAGGUCAUUGCCAAGGCGGAGAAGAUUGCCAAGGAGUCUGCUGCUUAA
Molecule: messenger RNA, 1665 nt
Organism: Ilex paraguariensis (yerba mate)
Lineage: Eukaryota; Viridiplantae; Streptophyta; Magnoliopsida; Aquifoliales; Aquifoliaceae
Source: the annotation of a GenBank genome assembly